Messenger RNA from Amaranthus tricolor (Joseph's coat), 828 nucleotides. RefSeq lists its product as uncharacterized. The record is from RefSeq and is a predicted model, not a curated record. NCBI's taxonomy places the organism in Eukaryota, Viridiplantae, Streptophyta, Magnoliopsida, Caryophyllales, Amaranthaceae. The transcript has 2 exons. Bases 1 to 828 code for a protein of 275 amino acids.
AUGUCCACCCAACAUAGUUUAUUAGUAUUAGUAUUUCGUAUAAGGAGAUUGAUUGUCGAGAAGAAGUUAAAGGGCAGGGAAACGAUCAUGUGGGGAAGACUUAAAGGGGAUAAGGCCGCAACCUCGUCAAGCAAGAUCAAGACGUCAGGUUACCCAAGUAUUUCAGAUGAUGCAAAUCAAAUGUGGGUGACUAUGGCGGAAACCAUUCGUAAGGUGGCAAAGGAAACAUUAGGGGAGUUGACAGGGAAACCAAGGGUGUACAAAGAGUUGUGGUGGUGGAACAAAGAGGUGCAAAAGAAGUUAAACGACAAAAACAGGAGAUUCAAGGAGCUUAUGGCUUGUACGGAGGAGAAAGAUCGGAUACAAAAGAAAGAGAGGUAUAAAGAAGCAAAACAGGAGGCAAAGAAAGCAGUAGUAGAGGCAAAGAGUCGAGCGUUUAAAGCCUUUUAUCAAAAGCUUGAUACCAAAGAGGGGGAGAAAUAUAUUUUUAAGUUGGCUAAAGCCAGAUCUAGGCAGAGGAAAGAUCUAGGAACAAUGAGGGGUCUAACUAAGGAAAUUCGACAAACUUCGGCCAUCCAAAGAACACAGGUUCAUGGGUCGUUUAGUGGUAUAACCACGGUGGAAGUAAGAGAAGCUAUCAAAAAGAUGGAGGGAUUUAAGGUAGUUGGACCUGAUAACAUUCCGAUUGAGGUGUGGAGGGGUUUAGGAGAAGAGGGCAUUCAUUGGCUUACUAAACUCUUUCAUGCCAUCUUGAGAUCUAGUAAGAUGCUGGAAGAAUGGAGGGUUAGCACAAUUAUCCCACUGUUUAAGAACAAGGGCAAUGCAUAA